Messenger RNA from Necator americanus (New World hookworm), 2082 nucleotides. RefSeq lists its product as uncharacterized. Gene Ontology annotation, cellular component: cytoplasm; nucleus. Gene Ontology annotation, biological process: regulation of mRNA stability; mRNA processing. Bases 1 to 2082 code for a protein of 693 amino acids. NCBI's taxonomy places the organism in Eukaryota, Metazoa, Nematoda, Chromadorea, Rhabditida, Ancylostomatidae. Gene Ontology annotation, molecular function: metal ion binding; poly(A) binding. The transcript is spliced from 18 exons. The record is from RefSeq and is a predicted model, not a curated record.
AUGGCUAUAGGACAGAAUUUGGAUGUGUCGAAAAAACUGAAGGCUGCGAUCAAAGCAAAGCUCGAGGAACUCGGAGUCUAUGUAGACGAUGAGCUACCCGAAUACAUAAUGGUGAUGAUUGCGAACAAAAAGGAAAAAAAUCAAAUGAAGGACGACCUAAAUUUGUUCUUGGGAAAAUGCACAAAUAAAUUCGUGGAUUGGCUGUUCGACUUGUUUGAGAGACUUCAAUCUGCUGGUAGUAAACCGGAAACCCAUUCAGUGACCGAGAAACCGAAUAAAGAGGUACACAAAGAACGUCGAAAAGAGGUAGAUUCACAUUCGCAUGCUUCCACUUCCAAGAAAGACGACAGAAAAGAAAAUAAAAUUUACGAGACGUCACAUCGCCAGACCGAAUCAGAAUCAAAGAGACGUGAGGUGGAGAAGGAAAAGGAACGCGAAAAAGAGAAGGAGCGGGAAAAGGAGAAAGAAAGGGAAAGAGAACGAUUGCGGCAAGCAGAGAAAGCAAAAGAAAAGGAACGCGAAGAGAGAGCUAGGGAAGCUGAACGUCAACGUGAACAAGAACGGCUAAAGUCGCGAUCAGAAACGUCUCGUAGUCGCGAAACGUUACGCUCUACUCGACGUCAAAAGGAACGUAGAUCUCGCUCGCGAUCCAGAACUUGGUCCGACGAAGACUUUGAGCAUGAAGUUGAGGAGCGCUCGAAGAAGGUUGCGUCAUCUGUAGUUGCACAACGCCCGCUUGCUGCAAGUCCUGAGCCGGUGAAAGUAUCUUCGCAAGUACAUGUGAUGCGCAAGAUCAAACCAGCCGUAAGUGAAAUGGAGAAGAAAACUAUGAAGGCUGGAUCUUCAAUGUUUCUCAAAGCCAUGAACCAGGCUAGUGUUAGUGCUGGAUAUGGCGCCUCACUUAUGGACAAGAAGAAGGGUUCAACACAUAGUGCAACGUCUAAAUCUCCGCUCAAGAAUAGAUUAAGUCGGCCUACUGUAGUGGAAGUGGGUAGUGACGGAGAGAAUACUUACGACGAUGCGAAAGUUGUGGUAGGGGCCAGGUCCCGCAGACGUUCAAAUAGUCCCCAAAUAACUGUAACGUUAAAGGGAGCCAAAGAACAUAUUGGAUCGCUCGGUAACCCGAAGAAAGCAACUCUCAAGCGCAGGAAGGAAAAGGAGGAGGGAGAUGCUAAGAAUGGAGGGGUUGUGGUUAUUCCUGAAAAACGUGGACGCACAGUGGAGUUGGAUGAUGAGAUAAUAGAUGGCAGUGAUUCACCUUCUGUGCGGAAGUGGGACGGCCAGAUUCAGCUAGACGAGGACGAUUCGACGGAUGACGACGAAGCGAAGAUAGACGCUGUCUUAGCUGACGCAUGUGGUGUCUCUUCCUCAAUGGACGAAGACGGCGAAGUUCCUCCUACCCAUCAGCUAAGUAGAGGAAAUAGCUGGUCUGGGUAUGCUCCAUCUCCAUCCCAUCCGUCAGCGCCAACACCCCAGAACUACGUGCCUACCCCGCUCGCAAAGGAGGAGCAGUCCUUCCCGUCGGUCACGAAAAUACCAGAACGAUGUCGGUUCUGGCCUGCUUGUCGACAAGGGGAAAAUUGUUCUUAUACUCAUCCCACUAAACAGUGCAUUAAUUUUCCCCACUGUUCUUUCGGUGCUCGGUGCCUCUACAUUCAUCCUCCGUGUCGAUUUGAUCGUAACUGCGCAAAUCCAAACUGUCCUUAUACACAUGGAAGAAUUACAGCUGCUGUAGUCCCUGUCGCUGUCACAGCUUCAGUUCCUGUGACAGUUCAGCCUCCUCAACCUGUUGUCACUUCUUCAGCGACCACAAUCAUUGCCCCUGAUUCGACAAAGAUUUCUCCUGAUGUUCCACUGUCUGCGGAACCCAAUCCAGUGCCGAGCCUUUCUUCUCUCACCCCAUGCCUCUACGGUAACAAAUGUAGGAAGCCAAACUGCGCUUUCAAACAUCCAAAAACUUGCCACUAUGGUACAUCCUGUGUGAACGCCAACUGCUACUUCUACCACCCGCCUCAGCGGAAGCCAUCGUUUGGUGUCAGCGUAGCCAAGUACAAAUGGAAGGCAUCCAGCGCUACCGCCUGA